AUGCGCCAAGAAUCAAUCCCACUUGAUUUUCAUACUUACCCUUUUGUUAUAAAAGCUUGUGGUUGUUUGCAGAAUGGGCUUUCACUUGCCAAAACCAUUCAUUCUGAAGUAGUUAAAUUUGGAUUCUCGGAUGAUGUUUUUGUAUGCAAUUCACUUGCUUGUAUAUACUGUAAAAAUGGGGAAAUUGAGCUUGCAUACAAACUGUUUGAUGAAAGUUUGUAUAGAGAUGUGGUUACUUACAAUGUGAUGAUUGAUGGGCUCGUUAAGGUUGGCGCGCUUGAUAAAGCCCGUGAUCUGUUUGAUGAAAUGUCUGAAAGAGAUGCUGUUUCUUGGGGUACCCUUAUGGCGGGGUACACGAAAAUGAAUCGGUGCAAGGAAGUUGUUGAGCUAUUUGAUCAUAUGAUUGCUUCCAAGGUGAAGUUUGAUAAUGUUGCUUUGGUUUCGAUGCUCUCAGCUUGUGCACAGCUAGGGGAGAUUGAAAAGGGGAAGAUGGUACAUGAAUAUAUAUUGAAGAAUGGGAUAAGAAUAGAUUCAUAUUUGGGGACUGGCUUGGUGGAUAUGCAUGCAAAAUGUGGAUGCAUUGAGAUUGCUAUGGAGGUUUUUGAGUCUUGUGGAAAAAAGAAUGUGCCUUUAUGGAAUGCGUUGCUUGUUGGAUUGGCCAUGCAUGGCCGAGGAAAUUUGUUACUUCAGUACUUCUUAAGAAUGGUGGAAGAUGGUGUACAACCUGAUGGAGUGACCAUUUUAGGAGUGUUAGUUGGGUGCAGCCACUUGGGGCUUAUCGACACGGCAAAGUGGAUUUUCAGAGAUAUGGAGAGUGUUUUUGGUGUCCAACGAGAGCUGAAGCAUUACGGGUGCAUGGCAGAUUUGCUUGGUCGUGCAGGUUUGAUUGAAGAAGCCAUGGAGAUGAUCGAAGCAAUGCCCAUGGUAGGCGAUGUGUUUGUGUGGGGAGGUUUGCUUGGAGGAUGUAAAUUACACGGGAACGUUGAGGUUGCAGAAGCAGCUGCCAAACAUGUGAUCGAGGUGAAACCUGAAGAUGGCGGAGUGUAUUCGUCCAUGGCUAAUGUGUAUGCAAAUUCACAGCGAUGGGACGACUUGGUGAAGAAUGGGCGGAGUUGGCGUCACACCUGUGUUGGCGUCGCACUUCUACUGUGGUUCCGGGAAGAUGCUGGUGUUGGUGACAUAGCUAUGGUGGUGUGGGCGGCGCUGUUAGGUUGUCAUGAGGUGGUGGUGGGUCUGUUGGCGGCUGUGCUCCGUUGUGGUGGUGGCAAUAAUGGUGAUGGUGAUGAUUGUGGCGGUGAUCGUUGGUGGAAAGAAAUGGGGUUGUGA
Olea europaea var. sylvestris is the source of this 1326-nucleotide messenger RNA. RefSeq names its product pentatricopeptide repeat-containing protein At5g61800-like. Lineage: Eukaryota; Viridiplantae; Streptophyta; Magnoliopsida; Lamiales; Oleaceae. The record is from RefSeq and is a predicted model, not a curated record. The transcript is spliced from 3 exons. Gene Ontology annotation, biological process: RNA modification. Gene Ontology annotation, molecular function: protein binding; RNA binding. Bases 1 to 1326 code for a protein of 441 amino acids.